UUUCCUUUCUGUUUUCAGGAUGACAGUGAAUAGAUGACCUCCAUGCCUCAUGUCACGCAGAGUCGUUUUCCAGCCCGCUCAGGUUUUCAUGGAUUGCAGGAACUCCACAGGAACAUCACGCCAGUCUCUCUUAAAUCGGCCUGCUGCCCUCUGGAAUCGCUCCUGACAAAUGGACAAAAAAUGAAAUGAAAUAUUAAAACCUGGAGUUGUUGGACUCUCAUUCUGUUGCCAUCAUAAGUUCCCUUCUAGCAUCCUCUGGGGUCUUUAGGCCAUGGUUCGCAAGAAAGGUUCCCUUAUAUUAUGCGGCGCCUUCCUGUUUGUUGCCUGGAACGCUUUGCUCCUGCUUUACCUUUGGGGCCGACCUCCCAUCGGCCAUCUGGGAGAUGGUGGAGGAGCCGAACCGGGUGGGAAUGAGGAGUGGGCCGCGAUCCGGGGGAAAAUGGGUCAGGGCAACCUUGCAGAGGAGAUGAUCCGGCUGGCGGAGGAGGUGGAAGUUCACCUUGAUACCCAGAAGAAGCUCCUGAAGCAGAUAGAAAGUCACAGAGCGGUGUGGGCGCGGAGGAAGGAUGUUGGGAAAAGGGAAAGCAGUCAAAGAGACAUCAAUGAGCCAGCUGCCCACCCGCAGCGUCAGAGGACUCCAGAACCACUCAGAAAGGAUGCCGGGGAGCAAACCCACACUACGAGGCUUGAUAAGAUGGCUCCAAGCUUACAUGGAGACAACGAGCAAACCAGCAACACUAAAGUUACGACACCCAGCCCAGAGCCCAUCAUCCCCAUCCUGGUCAUCGCCUGCGACAGAGUCACCGUGAAGCGGAGCCUCGACAGGCUCCUCAUGUACCGGCCGUCUGCAGAGCUUUACCCCAUCAUCGUCAGCCAGGACUGCGGCCACGCCGAGACGGCUCGCGUGAUCGCUUCCUACGGAGAGCAAGUCACGCACAUCAAACAACCACAGCUGUCCGACAUCAAGGUCCGGCCAGAGCACAGGAAGUUCCAGGGCUACUACAAAAUCGCCAGGCAUUAUCGAUGGGCGCUUAACCAAGUGUUCAACACCUUCUCCCAGUCUACAGUCGUCAUAGUGGAGGAUGACCUGGAGGUGAGCAGCAGCAGGAAAUCCACCUGUUUAUUAGGGCUGCAGCUAAACAUUAUUUAGCAAAUCGAUUCAUCU
Molecule: messenger RNA, 1165 nt
Organism: Cyprinodon variegatus (sheepshead minnow)
Lineage: Eukaryota; Metazoa; Chordata; Actinopteri; Cyprinodontiformes; Cyprinodontidae
Product: alpha-1,3-mannosyl-glycoprotein 2-beta-N-acetylglucosaminyltransferase-like
Exons: 1
Coding region: 272-1150 (292 amino acids)
Biological process (GO): protein N-linked glycosylation
Cellular component (GO): Golgi apparatus
Molecular function (GO): alpha-1,3-mannosylglycoprotein 2-beta-N-acetylglucosaminyltransferase activity
Source: RefSeq, a predicted model, not a curated record